AUGGCAAGUGAGGUGCCAGAUAUUAAACCCGUAAUCUCUACCGUUGCUACCAUAAACGCCAAUCCAGAGGGAGAAAUGGACGCACUAUUGCUUGGCAGAACAAGGGAACUGGUAGUGAGUUCUCCAAGCGAAAGAAAUUGGAGAGGGAUAUUCAUAGCCUUACUAGUAAUCGUCGCUGUGUUAGGCCUAAUUGUCUUCAGUAUAGUCUUAGUUUCGCCGCCUGAAGAAGGGCCUAGGACAAAGGGGAUCAAACCGACGCUUGAAGAUAUUUUUAUAAAACUUCCACCGCCUGCCAGAUUCAAUGGAACUUGGAUAUCAGAUUCUGAAUUUAUUUAUAAAGACGAACAUGGAGGAGUUACGCUUUUCAAUGCAGAUAACUUGACGUCUACUACUAUUGUAACAAAUAUAACAAUUGUCCAAUUUGCAGUAGAAGACUUUAAAAUUUCGAACGACCUAAAGUAUAUUCUUCUUAUCAGUGAAAUUAAAAAAGUCUUUAAAUAUACUACAUUAGCAAAGUACCAAAUUUACGAAAUAGCAACAAGAUUAAGAAGACCUCUAUCUCACACCGAACUCGAUGAAAACGCACCGUUUUUACAAUACGCCACUUGGUCACCAGAUGGCAGCGCAAUUGCCUUCAUUUACAACAACGAUGUCUACUAUAAGCCCAAAGUUGAGAAGGACUUAGUCUGCAGGAUAACGUACUCUGGUCAAAAAGGAAUUAUAUUUAAUGGCGUCCCUGAUUGGUUGUAUGAAAAUUAUAUUUUAAAGAUUUCACACUCUUUAUGGUUCUCAACUGAUAAUACUUAUUUACUUUAUAUAACUUUUAAUGACAGUAAUGUUGGAGAGUAUAAAUACCCAUGGUAUGAUACGCAUAGUAGUCAACCGAUGCUGUAUCCGAAGAUUAAGUCUUUUAGAUAUCCAAGGGUCGAAACUUCCAAUCCAGAAGUUUCAGUGUGGAUAGUAAAUUUAACCACUCCAAAAUAUUUAUUUCCUUUGAAACUAAAACCGACAAAUAGUGUAGAAUCGGACAGCUACGUUACGAGUGUCAGUUUUCAUAGCGAGAACAACGUUGGAAUCGUUUGGUUGAAUCGAGCCCAAAACACUUAUGUUAUAGUUACGUGCCAACUACAAAAUGGAUACAAUUGUACAAACUUCCACAUCGAAAAAGAGCAUAUAGGCUGGACCGAACCGAUCUUUCAUCCAGUUUUUAAUAAAAAUGGCACUAAGGUGAUAGUCCGUCUUCCAGUUAAAGAUGGCGAAAAUGGGCAUUUCAUGCAUGCCUGCGAGAUCUUCAAUAAUCACGUACGGCCUCUUACUCAUGGAGCAUUUGAGCUAACAAGGAUAAUAGCAUGGGAUGAGGAGAAUUCAAAUAUAUAUGCAUUAGGAACAAUAGAUAAUUCUCCCGGAGUCCGCCAUCUUAUCCGAAUAACAGACCACAAUUCACCUCAAUGGACAUGCAUGACCUGCAGACCAGAAAUCGACUCAAACUCCACCUUGUCUGACGUUCAAAACGAAACAACAAUAAACAACAGUCUAUGGUUAGACUAUCCCUGUGAUUAUAACAACGUAAUAUUCAGCAAAAAUUAUAAGUACUAUAUUCAAGAGUGCCUUGGACCGGAAAUACCGAUUGUGCUCUUGGUGAAGACGUCAUCGAACACGCGCAGAGCCAUUUUGGAUAUGAGUUUCAAACUCCGAAAAAAAGUUCGAAGAUUGGCUCCUCCACAAACGAAAACCAUUUCUGUGGAAAUUGAGUAUGGAUUUAAGGCUCAAGUUAGAUUGUAUCUACCUGGAAUCCUUCGGGAAUAUGAAGAUGUGACUUUCCCCAUAGUUUUAUUAGUUGACGCCGCACCGUCUUCCCAAACCGUAUCUUCCAAAUGGGAACUCUCCUGGCCAUGGUACUUGGCUAGUACCAGAAACUACAUAGUCGCUCAGAUCGAUGCCAGAGGCUCGGGAUAUCAGGGUAUAAAAAUGCGAAGAGAAAUCCAACGCAGAAUCGGUCUCAUAGAAGUACAAGAUCAGUUAGCCGUCUUGACCUAUCUCAGGGACACUUUCAAAUUUAUCGAUAGAAGCAAAAUUUGCGUUAUCGGAAAGGGAUACGGAGGUUAUGUUGCAGCCAUGUUGAUGCUGCAGGAUUUUCAUCAAGUUAUCAAUUGUUCUGUUAGUGUAGCUCCGAUUACGAAUUGGAGAUAUUUUAAUUCUUAUUACGCUGAAAAAUAUCUGGGCUUCCCCUCACGACAUUUACAGGAAUACGACAAUGCAGACUUAACUUUGAAGGCGUCAAAUUUAAAUGGACGCAACUUUUUGUUAAUUCACGGGACAGCUGAUACGGAAAUUACGUUGCAACAUUCUCUGAUGCUCGCCAAAGCUUUGAUAGAACAAAAUAUACUAUUCCAACAACUGGAAUAUCCUGAUGAAGGGCAUAAUUUCAGAAACAAAGCGUUACUUCACAUGUACAAAGAAAUCGAUCUAUUCUUCAACGAUUCUUUCGGACCUAGUUAUCAAGAUUGGAGCGACGAAACUUCCUUUUUUAUAUAA
Messenger RNA from Psylliodes chrysocephalus, 2535 nucleotides. NCBI's taxonomy places the organism in Eukaryota, Metazoa, Arthropoda, Insecta, Coleoptera, Chrysomelidae. The record is from the annotation of a GenBank genome assembly.